Molecule: messenger RNA, 3114 nt
Organism: Prunus dulcis (almond)
Lineage: Eukaryota; Viridiplantae; Streptophyta; Magnoliopsida; Rosales; Rosaceae
Product: receptor-like protein EIX2
Exons: 1
Coding region: 1-3114 (1037 amino acids)
Molecular function (GO): protein binding
Source: RefSeq, a predicted model, not a curated record
AUGGAUACUUCGUAUUCAAACUCAUUCAACCCUCUCUAUAUUUCUCACUUUUUGUUCCUUUUGUUUUUGGCAUCUUCAUGUCUGCACACUAGCAGUCACUUCUGUUUCUGUUUGGUUGAUGGAGUUCCAAGCACUGGUAGUGUGAGAUCAUGCAUCGAGGAAGAGAGAAGUGCGCUUCUCAGUUUUAAACAGGAUCUCAAGGAUCCCUCUGGAAGGCUUUCUUCUUGGGCGGGUCGCGAUUGCUGUCAAUGGCAAGGGAUUUCGUGUAACCGCAAUGGUCAUGUGGCCAAGCUGAACCUCCGAAAUCCAUAUCCAUAUGGCUGGAAUACUGAAGAUCUCAACAUCCAGGAUCCACAUUCAUAUGUUUGGAGGUAUGAUGAAAGGUGGGACGAGUUGGCUUAUUAUGAGGAGUCUUAUUUGUGGGGUAAGAUAAAUCCUUCUUUGCUUAGCUUGAAAUAUUUAAAUUAUCUGGAUCUAAGCUACAAUGAUUUUAAUGGGAUUCACAUUCCUAAGUUCUUUGGGGAGCUUAAAAGUCUGGGGUAUCUCAAUAUAUCCCAUGCAUCAUUUUCGGGAGAGAUUCCCCCUUCUCUCGGUAACUUAUCAAAAUUGAACUAUCUUGAUAUUGAUAUGUCUUCUUCUGAUUAUGCUACCACAAUGCAUUCCAAAAGCUUGAAUUGGCUUUCUCAUCUCGCUUCCCUAAAAUACCUCAAUCUCAAUGGAGUGAAUCUUAGCAGCACAGGAGUUCCAAAUGUGUUGCAUCAUGUUAACUUGCUUCCUUCCUUACUGGAGUUACACUUAUCUGGUUGCUUGUUUGAAAGCCUUCCACUAUCACUACAGAAGAUUAACUUCACCUCACUUUCGGUCCUUGAUUUUUCGUAUAAUUCGUUCAAUACUUCUUCAUUUCCCAGCUGGCUUUUCAAUCUUACCAACCUCAGAAAACUUGAUUUAAGCGGGAAUUCUUUCGGUGGUCCUUUUCCCGAUGAACUUGCAAGCCUCAAAUCUCUGGAAUACCUAGCUUUAACUGAGUUGGGCCUCAAAGGUCGAAUUCCCAGAGUCAUUGGAAAUAUGUGCAAGCUAAAGUUUUUAAGUCUUAGUGGGAACGAUUUUUAUGGUGAGAAAAUUGAAGAGUUUUGGAGGAGUUUGUCAAAUUGUCCAAAUAAUACAAUAGCAUUAGAAUCCCUAGAUUUGUCUUAUUGUGGGCUCGAAGGCCAACUGCCGGACUCCUUAGGAAUGUUAACAAGUUUGCAGCAUCUCAACCUCUACAAUCUCUUUCUUUGGGGUUCAAUUCCAGAAUCUAUUGGAAACUUGUCAUCCUUGAAAACACUGGACCUCCAUAGUAGCAAUUUGAACGGCUCCAUUCCAAAAAGUUUGGGAAAACUCUCCCAACUAGUUGAACUGGAUCUAUCUAAUAAUUCAUGGGAAGGCAUUCUAACGGAAGCCCAUUUCAUAAAUCUCACCAGAUUAAAAGCCAUUUCAAUAUCCAGUGAGUUGGAAGAAAAGCCCAUGUCCCUCGUCUUAAAUGUGACUUAUGAUUGGGUCUCUCCUUUCAAGCUCCACACACUUAACAUGAGAGACUGCAGAGUAGGUCAUGGUUUUUGGGUAUUGCUUCAAUCUCAAACUGAACUAGUAUAUGUCAGCCUUCGUAAUACUUUCAUCUCGGGUUCCAUAUCAGAGGAAUGGUUGUCAAAGAUAUCUUCUCAAGUCAAACUUUUGGAUUUAUCUUACAACAACUUCAGUGGAAGGCUUCCAUUACAAUUGAAGUUUCCAAAGCUAUCUCGCAUCAAUUUGGGUCAUAAUCAAUUGGAGGGCCCACUUCCAAUUUGGCCCACUAAUGCCUCAUUCUUAGAUCUUCAAAGAAAUUUAUUUUCCGGGCCAAUUCCCUCCAAUUUAGACCAAUUGAUGCCUAAAUUGGCUCAUCUUGAUGUUUCUGAGAAUCAUUUGAAUGGUACUAUUCCACUCUCUAUUUGCAACGUGAAAGGUAUGGAAGUUAUUUCGCUAAGAAACAAUCAACUAUUUGGAGAGUUCCCUCAAAGGUGGAGUUUGUGGAGCAGAAUAUUCAGUAUUGAUGUCUCACACAACAAUCUUUCUGGUAAUAUUCCGAGUUCAAUGGGUAUCCCAAGUUCUCUUGGAAAUUUUAAGGUGAAUAAUAAUAAUUUUGAUGGCGAGAUUAUUUUUUCCUUGCAAAAUUGUACUGAUUUGAUCAUACUUAAUCUUGGACACAACAAAUUCACUGGAAACAUACCUUUAUGGCUUGGAUCAAAACUAUCCGGAUUGAUAGUGUUACAACUGCGAUCCAACCUUUUAAGUGGGCAUAUCCCUCACCAUUUCUGCAAUCUUUUCUACCUUCGCGUCCUAGACCUUUCUCACAACAACUUUUCAGGGACCAUUCCCAAGUGUCUGAAAAAUACUACUUCUUUCAGCAUAGAUGUCCUGAUCUUUGAUACAUAUAAUGGACAAACGACAAUAGAGUCAAAAGGGAAAGAGCUCGAAUAUAGAGAUGACCAGUUAAUCUCAUGGGGAAACAUGAUUGAUCUUUCGUCAAACAAUUUUGAAGGUGAAAUCCCUGAACAAGUAGGCAGUACGGUUGAAUUGAAUACAUUGAACUUGUCGAUGAAUCGAUUAACUGGAGAGAUUCCUUCAAGCAUCGGAAAAUUAUGUUGGCUUGAAACUCUUGAUCUCUCACACAACCAGCUUUCAGGACAUAUCCCUCAAAACUUUUCUUCUUUAACCUCCCUAUCUCACUUGAACUUAUCUUACAACAACUUGAUUGGAAAUAUACCUUCGGGAAACCAACUCCAAACCCUCGAUGAUCCAUCUAUUUAUGAAGGCAAUCCGUUAUUGUGUGGGGCUCCUCUUUCAACUAUUUGCCCUGGAGAUGAUACACGUUCAAGGCAGACUUUUACUUCAGAAGAUCACAGUAAAGAUGAAAACGAAAUGUUUUGGUUUUAUGUUGGCAUGGCACUUGGUUUCAUUAUAGGCUUUUGGGCUGUUUGUGGAACGUUGGUCCUAAAGAAGUCAUGGAGGUAUGCAUAUUUUAAAUUCUUUGACAACGUGAAAGAGAAAGUAGCCUUAAUAAUUGCAUUGAAAGUAGCUCGUUGGCAAGGGGGAUUAUGA